CCCCUUCUCAGUCACUCCCAAGAUGGCGGACCUACUGGGCUCCAUCCUGAGCUCCAUGGAGAAGCCACCCAGCCUCGGGGACCAGGAGUCUCGGCGCAAGGCCCGAGAGCAGGCUGCCCGCCUGAAGAAGCUACAGGAACAAGAAAAACAACAGAAGGUGGAGUUUCGUAAAAGGAUGGAGAGAGAGGUGUCCGAUUUCAUCCAAGACAGCCGGCAGAUAAAGAAAAAGUUCCAGCCGAUGAACAAGAUCGAGCGGAGCAUUCUACACGACGUGGUGGAGGUGGCCGGCCUGACGUCCUUCUCCUUCGGGGAAGACGAUGAGUGUCGCUACGUCAUGAUCUUCAAGAAGGAGUUCGCGCCCUCGGAUGAAGAGCUGGAGUCCUACCGUCGCGGCGAGGAGUGGGACCCCCAGAAAGCCGAGGAGAAGCGCAAGCUGAAGGAGCUGGCCCAGCGGCAGGAGGAGGAGGCAGCCCAGCAGGGCCCCGUGGUGGUGAGCCCCGCCAGCGACUACAAAGACAAGUACAGCCACCUCAUCGGCAAGGGGGCGGCCAAGGACGCGGCCCACAUGCUACAGGCCAACAAGACCUAUGGCUGUGUGCCCGUGGCCAACAAGAGGGACACGCGCUCCAUCGAAGAGGCCAUGAACGAGAUCCGGGCCAAGAAGCGGCUGCGGCAGAGCGGGGAAGAGCUGCCACCGACGUCCUAGGCGCCCCAGCAACCGGGGCGGGCCGGGGACAGGGGGACAGGCUGCUGCUAUUAGGACCCAUCCUGGAGCCCCACCUCCGCACCGCCUCCCGUCCGCGGGCACCGGGCCGGGGAGGCGGGUAUGUGACCUGUCACUGUCCGAGCUCGGACCCUCGAGUGGUGUGUGUGCGCUUGCGCGUGAGUGUGCGAGUGUGAAUGCACAGGUGGGUAUUUAACGUGUAUUAUUCUCCUUUCUCCUCGGAAUUUUCUUCCCCACGGGGCUGGGAUUACUUUACACUCAGUAAACACUGUUUGACCCAA
Molecule: messenger RNA, 1005 nt
Organism: Lynx canadensis (Canada lynx)
Lineage: Eukaryota; Metazoa; Chordata; Mammalia; Carnivora; Felidae
Gene: SPAG7
Product: sperm associated antigen 7
Exons: 7
Coding region: 23-706 (227 amino acids)
Molecular function (GO): nucleic acid binding
Source: RefSeq, a predicted model, not a curated record